Myotis myotis is the source of this 2456-nucleotide messenger RNA. RefSeq names its product ZFP57 zinc finger protein (gene ZFP57). Gene Ontology annotation, molecular function: DNA-binding transcription repressor activity, RNA polymerase II-specific. The coding region runs from base 402 to 1790 and encodes 462 amino acids. NCBI's taxonomy places the organism in Eukaryota, Metazoa, Chordata, Mammalia, Chiroptera, Vespertilionidae. Gene Ontology annotation, biological process: negative regulation of transcription by RNA polymerase II. The transcript has 5 exons. The record is from RefSeq and is a predicted model, not a curated record.
GGGGCGGGCCGCGGCUCGGUGGCGGGCGGGCCGGGAGCGGAGCCCGUCGCCGCCUUCCGGGGCGAGCACUGCAGCAGCGGCUCGCGCAGGCCCGGGCGCUCUUCCCGGCGGCUCCCAGAGGUGGGCACGAGCCGGUGGUGAGACGCAGGGGAAACGGGCAGGCGCCUUCCCAGCCCCAGCCUGGCAUUCCUGGACAGUGGCAGCCGCCCCCAGGGGGCCAGGUCCCUGAGCUCUGAAGCCGAGGCUGUGCGAUCCGAAGGAAGGCCCUUGAGCCGAUGGUCUGUCACAGGAAGCCAAGCCGACCAGGGCCUUGCAGGCCGCUCCCUCGGGCUCUGCUACCUCAGGGCGGUAGGUAGCCCCGAGGGCAAGUCCGGGAGUGGAUAAAGCUAGGAAGAAGUACCAUGGAAGUGCAGAAGCUGUUCCCCGGCACCGGCACUGGCACCGGCCCCACGCCCAAGCCCGACCAGGAGGCCCCAUGGACAGCAGUGAAGAGGGAAUGCUGGUGGCAGGCCUGGGCGGAGAAGCCAGUCACCUUGGAGGACGUGGCUGUGCGCUUCACCCCGGAGGAGUGGGCGUGUCUGGACGCCCGUCAGAGGGCCCUCUACCAGGACGUCAUGUCCGAGACCUUCAAAACCCUGGUGUCUGUGGCUAGAACCGCUCUGACUAAUCCGGAUCUGGUCUCGGAGCUGGAACAAGAAGUGAAGCGGUGGAGAGCAGCCCUCCUCCCGCCGCGGGGGGGAGGCCGCCCUGCAGGAGGCGAGGAGCAGCCCCUGGGCGGGCCCCCAGUGCUCCCGGCACCCGCACCCGCGGCUGGGCCCCCCUUCCCCUGCCCCGUCUGCGGCAGGUGCUUCAGUCAGCGCUCCAACCUCCGUUACCACCAGUUCGUCCACAGUCUGAAGGGGACGCACAGCUGCGGCCAGUGCGGGAAGUCCUUCCGGAGCCCCAAGGCCCUCAGCUGCCACCGGCGCACCCACCUCGGGGAGAGGCCCUUCCGCUGCUCCCUCUGCGACAAGACCUACUGCGACGCCUCGGGCCUGAGCCGCCACCGCCGCGUGCACCUGGGCUACCGGCCCCACUCCUGCCCCUGCUGUGGCAAGUGCUUCCGGGACCGGUCUGAGCUCAAGCGCCACCAGCGGACGCACCUGGCCCCGGGGCCGGCGGCGGGGAGCCCCGUGCCAGCCGCCGGGGUCCCACGAGCCACGCGGAGAGCCGAGGACCCCGCCGCCGCCGGGCCGCGGCCGCCCGCAGGCAGGACCCCGGUGCUCGUGGUGAGAGCUCAGGCCCCCGGGGCCACAGCCCCAGCGCCGGGGCCCCACGGCCCGAGCACCCGGCCCCAGGCUGCCCGGCCGAAGCCUCCGGGGCGCAGGGGCUUCCCCUGCCCGCGCUGCCCCCUGACCCUCGGGGCCAAGGCUUCGCUCUCCAGGCACCAGGAGGCCCACCGCGCGGAGCAGUCGCGCCGCUGCUUCUGCUGCGGCCAGGCCUUCGGCUCGCCCUCGGCGCUGCGCCGGCACCAGCGCGCCCGCUGGGAGCAGGUCUACCGCUGCCCCGUCUGCGACCUCUGCUUUGGGGAGCGGGAGGCCCUCGUGGGGCACUGGGGCAGCUACCAAGGCGAGGGGCUGUGCCGGGCGGCCCUGGGCCAGUGGCUGGGCCUCUCGCCGCGCCCGCCCUGUGGCAGGGAAGGCAGCGGGUCUCCGAGGAGCCGGGCCCCCAGGAGGUGGCCCGGGAGGAAGGGAGGAGGGACGCGGAGGAAAAGCAGCAGGCGGGGCGGCGAGGGCCUGGAACAAGAGUAAAGGCCUUUCCGAUCCAGACGUCCUCUGUUCGUCUGUUCGGUUUUCCUGGGGACGGACUGGGGCGGAGGCUGGGGCGGGAGGAAGAGGCACAGGGCGUGGCCUGGGAACUUGGCGUUAUUCGCACCAGCUGUUUCUUUGUGUCUCGCACCAUAAAGCAGGAAUUGUUGAGCGAAACGGAGGCUACUCUGAUAGGCAUGGACAUGGGAGGAAAGGGACGGGAGGGGAGCCUGAGGGACCCCUCUGCUGGCCGAGGAAGUACAGGGGGGCCUCAAAGCAGGGCGGCCAUCCGCACCUUUGUCCCCUGAUCCUCAGGACGCCCCGCUGGGCGGAGCUCCGCCAGGCGCUGGCUCUCUCCCUGUGUCCUCACUCUGCAGCGCCCUCUGCUCUUUGCUGUUUUGGACUCAUGUUCCUUCCCUUCCACCCUCCACUCAGCCGUUGGGACAGGUCAUUGCAGGUCGGCAUGCUGGGGGGCGGGGGAGGGUCAGAGGCCGCGGGGCGCUGGUGCAGCACAGGUGCCCUCUGAGGCCCAGUGCCUGCGGACUUCCGGGUGGGAGGCAGGAGGUGGAAAGAUGUAGGUACAGCCCUGGCUGGUUUGGCUCAGUGGAUAGAGCGUCGGCCUGCAGACGGAGGGGUCCCGGAUUCAAUUCCGGUCAAGGGCACAUGCCC